Molecule: messenger RNA, 918 nt
Organism: Octodon degus (degu)
Lineage: Eukaryota; Metazoa; Chordata; Mammalia; Rodentia; Octodontidae
Product: olfactory receptor 4A47-like
Exons: 1
Coding region: 1-918 (305 amino acids)
Biological process (GO): G protein-coupled receptor signaling pathway
Cellular component (GO): membrane
Molecular function (GO): olfactory receptor activity; G protein-coupled receptor activity
Source: RefSeq, a predicted model, not a curated record
AUGGAACAAAGGAACAACGUGACUGAGUUUAUGCUCUUGGAACUCACUCAGAGCCUCCAGGGUCAGAAAAUAUUAUUUGCUGUGUUCCUGCUGAUCUACAUGGUGACCAUGGCAGGAAACCUACUCAUUGUCAUCACUGUGAUGCUGAGCCCAACAUUGGAUGCCCCGAUGUUCUUCUUUCUUGGCUACUUAUCACUAAUGGAUGCCAUUUAUUCCACUACAGUUACUCCAAAGAUGAUUAAUGACUUACUCUAUGAGAAAGGAACCAUUUCCUUCGAAGCUUGCAUGGCACAGCUUUUUGUAGUUCACUUAUUUGGAGGUAUUGAUAUAACACUCUUAGUUGUCAUGGCCUAUGACCGCUACAUAGCCAUCUUCAAACCCUUGCACUAUCUAGCCAUCAUGAGCCAACAGCGGUGUACUUUGCUGCUGCUCCUGACCUGGGUUGGGGGUCUUCUGCAUGCUGUUCCACAUGUCUUUUUUGUUUACCAUCUUCCCUUCUGUGGCCACAAUGUCAUCGACCACUUUUUCUGUGACAUGUACCCCUUAAUGAAACUCGCCUGCACGAAUACCUACGUUGUUGGCCUCAGUGUGCUGGCUAAUGAUGGAGUGAUGUCUGUGGCCAUCUUCAUAAUCCUGCUCGUCUCAUAUGGGGUCAUUCUGCAUUCCAUGAAGAACUUGAGUCAGGAAGGGAGGCAUAAGGCCUUAUCCACCUGUGGCUCCCACAUCAUAGUGGUUGUGCUCUUCUUUGUUCCUUGCAUCAUUAUUUAUGUGAGACCUCCCUCUACAUUACCGAUUGAUAAACCCUUGACCGUGUUUUAUACUGUAAUCACACCUAUGUUGAACCCCCUCAUUUAUACUCUGAGAAAUGCAGAAAUGAAAAGUGCCAUAAAAAAGCUCUGGACCAGGAAACAAAAUUGA